Messenger RNA from Caenorhabditis briggsae, 1572 nucleotides. The record is from RefSeq and is a predicted model, not a curated record. Bases 1 to 1572 code for a protein of 523 amino acids. The transcript has 10 exons. NCBI's taxonomy places the organism in Eukaryota, Metazoa, Nematoda, Chromadorea, Rhabditida, Rhabditidae. Gene Ontology annotation, molecular function: UDP-glycosyltransferase activity.
AUGAACUUGAUUCUCCCUUAUCUUGUACUUCUCAUCUUGAUAACUGAUAUCAAUUCUUACAACAUUCUAGUCUUUUGUCCACUUUUCGGUCACAGCCAUUCCACAUAUUUUGGAAAGUUGGCUGAUAUUCUUACAGAAGCUGGGCAUAGCGUUACUCUGUUCACUCCAGCUAUUAUUGAUGAGUUUAGGAAUCACAGUUAUACUAAAUUGACAAAAGAUGUUAUUCAUUUAGAUCCGAGCCCGAAACUCAAAUCAAUUGGAGAUUUGAUAGCGGGAAAUGGCCGAUACUGGAAGCAAGAAUUCUCGAUCCUUGAGAUCCCACAAUCUGCUAGAUUCUUUCAGUCGGUGACUGGAGAACUACAUAAUGUAUUAUCCAGUAAUCUUCCUCUUCUUGAUAAACUCAAAAAGAAGAAAUUUGAUUUAUUCAUUUUCGAAUCAAUCUUCACUUGCGCUCUACCUUUGAUUGACUACUUGGAGAUUCCCGCAUUCACUGUGGCACAAUCGAUUACUUUUGAGUCAUCAUCGAUGCGAGCAAUGGGAGAACCAGUUAUGCCUAGUUAUAUUCCAGGUUGUAACAGAAUACAAAUUCCUAUGAUUUUAUUAAAAUUUCUGAAUACGGCGAUUCAAGUAUUGCAACAUUAUUUUAACUAUUCUCCUGAAUAUUAUCUUUCCUACGAUAAUCCUAACAAACGAAUACAUUCGAUGGAAAGAUUAUCUGAUGCCUCAUUUGUUUUCACAAACUCCAAUCCAUAUUUAGACUUUCCUAGAGCCAUUGUUUCUAAAAACGUGCAAAUUGGAGGAAUCUCUGUAGACACGGAAAACUUGAAAAUAGGAAAGAUAUCAGGAGAAUGGGAUCAAGUUUUGAACCUUCGACCAAAAUCCUUUCUCAUUGCAUUCGGAUCAGUGAUUUUAUCAAAGGACAUGUCUUUUGAGUACAAGGUCUCGUUGGCAAGAGCAAUGAAACAAUUUUCUGAUGUCACUUUCAUUUGGAAAUAUGAAGAUAAUGAUACGGAUAGUUUUGCGAAAGGAAUCAAGAAUAUUCAUUUCUCCAAAUGGAUACCUCAACGGGAACUUCUGGCGGAUCCACGACUUUCAGCAUUCAUGACUCAUGGUGGUUUAGGAAGUGUAAAUGAAGUUAGCUAUCUUGGAAAACCAAAUGUUAUGUGUCCAAUUAUGGGAGACCAAAUGAGGAAUGCAAAAAUGCUAGCAAGACAUAAUGGAUCUGUGGAGAUUUCGAAACAUUCUCUGGGAAAUUCCAAAAUUGUCGAGGAAGCCUUUCGAAAAGUUAUUUAUGACCAGAGUUAUACGAUCGCUGCUAAGCGUCUAGCAGAACAUUUGCAGAAUCAACCCGUCAAACCAAAAUACUCAUUUUUAAAACAUGCAGAAUUCGCUGCUAGGUUUGGAAAGCUGCCUUCCUUGGAUCCAUACUCCAGACAAAUGGGCUUUUCGGAAUAUUUUCUUCUUGAUCUUUUAUUUAUUUCUAUUUGUCUCAUUUUUCUGCUAUGUCUGUCAUUGUAUUUUUUAGCUAAAGUCGCGUUGAGAUUUUUCCGAUCAAAGCCAAAAACAGAAUAA